Molecule: messenger RNA, 1788 nt
Organism: Nyctereutes procyonoides (raccoon dog)
Lineage: Eukaryota; Metazoa; Chordata; Mammalia; Carnivora; Canidae
Gene: TRIM13
Product: tripartite motif containing 13
Exons: 3
Coding region: 212-1435 (407 amino acids)
Biological process (GO): positive regulation of canonical NF-kappaB signal transduction; positive regulation of macroautophagy; innate immune response
Molecular function (GO): zinc ion binding
Source: RefSeq, a predicted model, not a curated record
UUGCAGCGGCGCGCGGCGGGGAGCGCGGUGGCCGCGGCGGCGGAGGCGGCUCCCGGCGGCGGGUCCCGCGGGCCCGAGGCGGAGUAGCGUCGCCGGAUUGUCCUCGGCGCGCGAGAGGAAGACCCCACACCCCACAGACCCGACUGCUGCGCCCCGGGGCCCGGGGCCCGGAGCCCGACCACACACCUGCUCGCAGGGCGCGGAGGAUGUGAUGGAGCUGCUUGAAGAAGAUCUCACGUGCCCAAUUUGUUGCAGUCUGUUUGAUGAUCCUCGAGUUUUGCCUUGCUCACACAACUUUUGCAAAAAAUGCUUAGAAGGUAUCUUAGAGGGAACUGUACGGAAUUCCCUGUGGAGAGCCUCUCCAUUCAAGUGCCCUACAUGCCGUAAGGAAACGUCAGCUACUGGAGUUAAUAGCCUGCAGGUCAAUUACUCCCUGAAGGGUAUUGUGGAAAAGUAUAACAAAAUCAAGAUCUCUCCCAAAAUGCCAGUGUGCAAAGGACACUUAGGGCAGCCUCUCAACAUUUUCUGCUUGACUGAUAUGCAGCUCAUUUGUGGGAUCUGUGCUACUCGUGGUGACCACACCAAGCACGUCUUCUGUUCUAUUGAAGAUGCCUAUGCUCAGGAAAGAGAUGCCUUUGAGUCGCUCUUCCAGAGCUUUGAGACCUGGCGUCGGGGAGAUGCUCUUUCUCGCUUGGAUACCUUGGAAACUAGCAAAAGGAAAUCUCUACAGUUACUGACUAGAGAUUCAGAUAAGGUGAAGGAGUUUUUUGAGAAGUUACAACACACAUUAGAUCAAAAGAAGAAUGAAAUCCUGUCUGACUUUGAGACCAUGAAACUUGCAGUUAUGCAAGCCUAUGACCCAGAGAUCAACAAACUCAACACUAUCUUGCAGGAACAACGAAUGGCCUUUAACAUUGCUGAGGCUUUCAAAGACGUGUCAGAACCCAUCAUAUUUCUGCAACAGAUGCAGGAGUUCAGGGAGAAAAUAAAAGUAAUCAAGGAGACUCCUUUACCUCCCUCUAACUUGCCCACCAGUCCUUUAAUGAAGAACUUUGAUACCAGUCAGUGGGAAGACAUAAAACUAGUAGAUGUGGAUAAACUUUCCUUGCCUCAAGACACUGGCACAUUCAUUAGCAAGAUUCCCUGGAGCUUUUAUCAGUUGUUUGUGGUGGUCCUUCUGUUCGGCCUUCUUGUUUUCUUUGGUCCCACUAUAUUUCUAGAAGGAUCUUUAUUUGAUGAACUCACAAUUUGGAAAGACCAUCUCUCAAACUUCAGUUCCUAUCUGACUAAAUCAGCUGAUUUUGUAGAACAAUCAAUGUUUUAUUGGGAACAGGUGAUGGAUGGGUUUUUCAUUUUCAGUGAAAAAUUUAAGAAUUUUAUGUUGGUGGUGCUGAACAAUGUGGCAGACUUUGUGUGCAAAUAUAAACUAUUAUAAAAACCUGUUGCAAGCAUAUAGUUCUCUGUCUUUUGUUAGAAAUUUGUUGACGAGCCGAGUGGUAGUUCAGAUUUGGUCAAGAUUUCAGUCAGAUAUUUUCCUGCAAAAGUAUGCCUUUCAAAAGUAAUGUCCUGUUCGUGGUGUUCAAAUCAGGUAGCAUAAAGGUAAAUGUGAAUUUAAUAGUACAGUCCUGAACCCUCCUUCCUUUUUAAAGAGUGCUUUUGAAAUACACCUCCUACCCCCAAUGUUGGUUGUGUUUACGCUGUGGAAAGAGGAGGCGAAAGAACACACGAUCUGAUAGUGUAUUAAUGAGGAAGUGUAACCGUGAUUGUUCAUUUAAGCAUGUAAUAAAG